AUGGGAUCGUCUGAGUUGCCUCAGGAUUGUCUUGAGGUAACUGCAGCUAUUGAUGACAUGAACAAUUUGGUGUUAGUACUUCUUAUUCGAGUCAUCCAUCUGACUUUUUCACAAUCUCCAGAAUGCCCAAAUUCCAGGGCUCCUUCUCAACUAGGGGAGCCGAACUGGCGACCAAGCCAACGUGGACGCAAAACUCAAGUCCUCACUGACUUCUCAUUGAGUGAAGGGUACGACGAUGUAAGAGUAGCACAAUGCAGUGAAAGUUAUACUGCUGUCACGGUAUGGACUCGUGAAUCAAACGGCUCCUUGAUAUAUCGGAUCUCAGACGAAGAUCUCGCCGAUGAAGGCUACCGAAGAGGUUUGGUUGACCGCGAAGACAUUGUCGUCUUACUGGCAAGAUCCCCCGGUGCCAUCGUCCACCAAGAAAAUGUUAUCGGCGUUCCCGAAGGAUUCACCGACAUCCACAGCGAUUUCUAUUGCGUUCGACGAUUUGGAGACUGCGGAGCCGAACGACCAGUAUUCCGAUUCGUACGGGGAUUCGGCUCCUCACUUGCCUACGCAUACUCCCUGGAUCCUACUGCAUCGUUUCCUGGCUAUACUCGUGAAGGAAAGAUCCUCUGCUAUGGAUGGUCGGACAAUGGAUCCGUGGUGCAUCCGUUAUCGGCAGAGAAGACUUGUCUACCCAUCAAUGCAAUAGCGAAUGGCAGGAUCACCUACUCAUCACCUCCAUCCACCAUCUAUUCCAUAGGGACAACGGCGACACUCGUGUGUGACCCUGGUUAUCUGGGUGGUGGACAAAGUGCAGUACUUUGUGUCAAAACAGGAUGGUAUCCGUCUACUGGUCUUGGUUACUGUGUGAAACGAAAUGAUUCUGUCGUCAACAGUGGAUCGGCAACAGCGGUAUCGUCGGCAUCACAAGAAUGCGCUGCUCUAGGAGGGAUACCUGAUGGGCAACUCAUCUACAGUACCCUAGCUAUUGGAGCCGGGCAAUCCUGUCCGGAGGGCAAUCCUGUCCCUGAUACGGUCUCAGUAGACGAAGAAGAAUUGCCACGGCGUCAAAAUAGAGGAAGACCUGGGUUAGACUGUUGGGGACGAUUUCUACAAGGCACUCAUGUGACAGUGGUUUGUAAUCUCGGAUUCAACGUAUUCGGCACGAUUGACGCCAUUUGUAUCAGUGGCCGAUGGAGUCGAAAAUUGGGCAUUUGUCAAUCGAACUUUCGACCAAAAUGUCCUCCGCUCGAUGUGAAGUUCCCAGGCAGGGUCAUCUACAAUUCUUUGGCACCGUAUAUGCCAUCUGCAACAGCCACUCUCACCUGUGACCUGGGACUUUCCGUCGCUGGUGUAUCCACCUUAACUUGCACGGAAGAUGGUUGGUCACCAAGUGGAGGAUUCGGCGAGUGCCGAACGAUUACUAGAAGAAAGCGACAGGCACAGACAGGAUUGAAUUGUUCGGCUCUUGAUAGACCAAGCAGCACGAUAAUGUACGUCCAGGCCAACACCUCUAUUCCUUAUUCGACUGACACUACGGCGUUCCUUAUGUGUAACAUCGGCUUCACAUCUCAAGGAUCAACGUCAUCGUUGUGCCAAAAUGGCAUUUGGACGCCUCCGUUGGGCACGUGCUUAAGUUCAUCGCAGAAUGGUUCGAGCAACUUGGUUACCGGACAGCAACCAGGAAUGAAUUCCGGCAAUGCUGGAAGCACAUGCAUGGCCAUUGCUGCACCAUUAAACGGUUACGUCAACUAUAGUCAAAACGCUAGCGGUGAGUCUUUUGUCGCCCUUCGUCUCAUAGAUGGAGAUGGCAACCCUGGAGGCAUUUAUCCUUCUGGUACGGUAGCAUCACUUUCGUGCAAUCUCGGCUAUACAGUAUCUGGAUCAAUGGCAAGCACUUGCUCAGGUGGAACUUGGAUUCCAUCCGUUUUAGGGACUUGUAACCCAGGACUCAGCGGACUGGGUACAGUGAUGGGAAGCAGUUCGCUUACGUGUACAAAUCCUCCUACAGUUAUGAAUGGAGUCAUUUCCUAUAGUAUGGGUACUGCGUCAGAGAUAACCAAGCAGUCGGGCACUGUAGCUACACUCACGUGCAAUAUGGGCUUUACAUCAACCGGAUCACCGACGUCAAUCUGUCAAAACGGUGCCUUCACGCCUACACUGGGCACGUGUAUUCCAAUAGCUGGAGGUCCUGCUGAAGUCGUUUACCAAUGUACCGGCGGUGUCGGUGGUAUCGUUGGUACCACUUCACAAACAUGCCCACCUUUGUUCCCACCAUUUGGCGGUACUCUAAACUAUUCCAACGGAUCUAAUUUUGGCCCCUUCAAUGCAGGAACUACCGUAACACUUCGCUGUAACAACGGAAUCCCAACUGGAACUUCUGUCAGCACAUGUAUGAAUGGGCAAUGGUCACCGCCUACACUUGGAACAUGCUCUCUGGAUGGAGGCACCGGCACUGGCACUGGGACAAGUGUCACAUGCCCAGCGUUGGUCGCACCAGUAGGAGGAACGCUCUCAUAUUCUCAGGGUGGAACUACCGGACCAUUCCCAUCCGGCUCAACAGUAUCGCUUAUGUGCAGUUCAGGGUUUCCAACAGGUAUCUGUAGGGUCUUCUUGGAUCAUAAUGUCAAACAAGGCGGUGAUUCACGUGCAGAUGCUGGCGAAGGUCGAGAAUUGAUAGUGAGUAGGCGGGGCAUUUCGUUUGCAUUCUGUACGAAUGGUCAGUGGAAUCCACCAACACUAGGCACUUGUUCCACUACCGGAACAGGAGGUACUGGCAAUACUGGAACUGGGAGUGGCCUAACUUGCUUUGCAAUGUUCCCUCCAUUCGGAGGAACACUACAGUACUCCACUGGUGGGAAUACAGGGCCAUAUCCAGCCGGUUCAACUGUGACUCUUAUGUGCAAUAAUGGAUUCCCUACAGGUCCUUCAACUGCUUCAUGUACGAACGGCCAAUGGAGUCCUACCACUUUGGGCUCGUGUUCAACGACGGGUACCGGAGGCGUAGGAGGCACUGGAGGCAUCGGAGGCGUAGGAGGCACUGGAGGCAUCGGAGGGCAAACAUGCCCACCUAUAACGACUCCAAUCGGAGCCACUGUGAGCUAUUCUACUGGAAACAUGCUUGGUCCUUUUAACUCGGGAGUCACUGCAACGAUGAACUGCAUGAGCGGCUCACCAUUGGGAGCAACGUCAUCAACCUGCUCGAAUGGUCAAUGGUUCCCACCAUCCCUUGGGACUUGCAAUUCAAGCAUGAUCGGUGGAGCCGUAGGUAGCAGUCCUGGAACUACCUGCCCUGCGCUGGCUCCGCCUAUGGGUGGUACAAUCUCGUUCUCGAACGGUUCAAUGGGAACACCCGCUACGACAGGAACUAUUGCUACCCUGACUUGCCUCAGUGGUACAGUUUCAGCAACCACUUGCCCUGCGAUGACGACACCAGUUGGAGCGUCACUGACCUAUUCGAAUCAGGGUCUUUUCCCACCUUUCCCAUCUGGAACAACGGUUUCAGCAAGAUGUCUCAGUGGAAGUGCAAUGACAGGAAUGAGCACGUCUACAUGUAUGAAUGGCGUUUGGACUCCAGCAACACUGGGAACAUGCGGAACAACGACUGGUGGCUUAGGUGGCACAACGGGAACUGGAACAGGAACAUGCCCUACUACUCAAGCAAUUGGCGGUACGAUAGACUACAGUGACAAUGAUUUCUCUAUAAAUCACUCGCCUGGUUCUACUGCUACUCUUCUUUGUACCAGUGGAACGCCCUUGGGUUCCGCUAUAUCGACCUGCAUGAAUGGGCAAUGGACGCCUCCACUUGGAAGCUGUUCAACAGCAGCAAAUACUUCGACUUCGGGGUUUGUAUGUUACUUCCCACCGUUUUCUCCGUUCGGUUCCACGCUCGCCUAUUCAAGUGGUGGAAACACAUUUGGACCCUGGAAUGCAGGAACAACAGUCACGAUGACUUGUCCGUCGGGACAGACUCCGAUAGGUUCGUCUACAAGCACGUGCAGUAAUGGUGUAUGGACAACCCUUGGGUCAUGUUCAUCGACGGGAGGAUCGACCUUUUCGUUUUUAUCCGGCUUCUCCUGCUUUUUCGGACUGAUCGAACCGUUGGACGGUUCCAUCACCUAUAGCGAUCCGACUCCACCGUAUGCGCCAGGAUCAACGGCAACGCUGAUCUGUGAUCCUGGCUUCACUGCAAAAGGGCCCAUCACAGCCAAUUGCACUGAUGGCUCAUUUACACCGAUUGGCACAUGUAGCAAAACAUGA
This is a messenger RNA of Haemonchus placei, 4248 nucleotides long. Lineage: Eukaryota; Metazoa; Nematoda; Chromadorea; Rhabditida; Trichostrongylidae. The record is from the annotation of a GenBank genome assembly.